AUGUGGGCGUGGGGAUCGUUUCUUCCUCGGUCGACCUCACCCCUCCUCCAUACCCGCCUCCGGCCUGGGCGCCGCCAUGCCAGCCAGCUGACCGCCGUUCUUGGCAACAGCAACCUGAUCGGCUCGCGAGGAUACGCCGGCAACUCUGAUGGCGAUUCGCAAUCGCGCGAUGAGGCCAAGCGGCAGGACGCUACGGGGAAGCGGCACCUAUACGUGGUGCUCGACGACCACGAGGACGGCUUCGGCAUCCACAAGCUCGAUCCCGGCGAGCACCACGAACUUCUGCACGACGUCGCGCACCACCUCCCCGAGCCGCCGCUCCUCUGGGUGGCGCGUACAACCCUCGGUGAGGGCGUGCAAUUCGCCGCCAUGGGCAGCAGCAUCGUCGCUAUCGGUACCGAUACCCCUAUCAGCCCCGUGCUGGAUGGUCGUUGGCUAGCUGACGAUAUCGGCGGCGUCCUCAUCUACGAUACCAAGACGGCGGUCACCACCGUCGCGCCUCACCUCCCAAGGGGCCUCCAGUACGGGUAUAAAGCAGCAAUGGCCGUCGGAGAAAGGUUGUACAUGCUGGACUCCAAGCCGCGGUGGGACUGGCACAAGCGUGAACAGAACGGCACCGGCAGCUUGCACUGCCUGACUACAGAUCCGGAUUUUGAAGGCACUGCCGGAGACGAGUUCUGGGAUUGGCGUGCAUUGUCCCCUUCCUCCCAUUGGUACUGGAGCAGGUAUCAUUAUCCUCCGGCGACCCCGUUCUCGACGGAAUACAUCACGGCAUGGGCGGCCCAUGCACAGUACGAGAUGGUGGUGUCUGUGAGGCCGACGAAUACGAGCAUGAUGGGUGCUAUCUUCUCUUUCAGCAGGAGGGAAAACCGGUGGACAAAGCGCCGCGAGAGCCACCUGCCGGUCGUAGGCCAAGCCCACUACGAUGCCCAUCUGGGCGCAUGGGUCGGCCUCCACGCCGUCAGUGUUGAUGAUGGGGAUAUGUAUGGUCCUCUCGUUGCGGACGGGCACCUCUGCGCCGGCAAUGUCAUGUCUGCCCCGGAGAAGUGGACCGUCGGUAAGAAGAAGCUGUUUCGCUUUGACGAGGAGACUGCCGCUGGCUGGUACCACGUCGACGCUAAGAUCGUACCCAUGCCACUGUUUUGGUUACCGGUCGAAAUUUCAAGAUUUCCCAUGGUUACCGCGUAUUUCCGUGCCCCUCGGUAA
Triticum turgidum subsp. durum (durum wheat) is the source of this 1206-nucleotide messenger RNA. The record is from the annotation of a GenBank genome assembly. Lineage: Eukaryota; Viridiplantae; Streptophyta; Magnoliopsida; Poales; Poaceae.